AUGGUCCAUUCCCACUUCCCUGCAGACCCGGAAUGGAAGGUGUUGUUGCAGGACCAGCUCGUUAAGCAGCCAGUGAACUUCUUCCAGCUUGCAACGGUAGCGGAGGCGUCGGUGCCGCAUGUCAGGACAUUGACCUUGAAGGGAUUCUUAGGCGAGACAAGCUACUCAAAAAAGAGCCAAAUACCUGAAGAAUCGCGCAAUCCAUCUGCACGGUCGGAUGUGUUCUUCAUCACUAGUAACGCCCAGCAAACGAAGUUCAAAGACCUGGCGUUUUCCAAUCAGGUGGAAGCAGUAUUCUGGAUCGCACCUGCGGGAACGCAAUGGCGGAUUCGCGGUCACGCCGUUGUGAUUGGAGGUAAAGGUGAACUCGAAGCUACAGGCCGAAAAGAACUCCAUAGACACCUCACUACAUCUGAUCCUAGCUGGAGCUGGGAGAAGGAGUUACAGAAGAUAUAUGAUGGCCUAGAUGCGAAAUCCAGGGAAAGCUUUGGGGAAUCUGAGGAGAUAUCGGAGGACUUUAGACUUUUGGUAGUGGUGCCAGAGCACAUUGAGGCAGAUAUGCUGAAACCGGAAGAGAAGAAAUUGCACUGGGCGGUGGAGGCAGAAGUUGCAUCCAAGGUCUAA
Molecule: messenger RNA, 624 nt
Organism: Morchella importuna
Lineage: Eukaryota; Fungi; Ascomycota; Pezizomycetes; Pezizales; Morchellaceae
Exons: 3
Coding region: 1-624 (207 amino acids)
Molecular function (GO): FMN binding
Source: RefSeq, a predicted model, not a curated record